AUGACUUCUGAGGUGUAUACGGUUGCGGACCGUCCCAAGGAGUAUUGGGAUAAGCGGAAGGCCAAGUUUAUUCUGGCGGAUGAUCCGAAAGUCGCGAAACAGAAGGACAGCGGUGACACUUACAACAGGUUCAAGUACUUGCUUGGACUCACCGAUCUGUUCAGGCAUUUCAUGAGUCUGAAAGCUAAGAAUGAUAAGAACAUACAGAAGCUGUUAAAGACGCUGGACGCAGAGAGUUCUGCAAAGAGUGGUAAAGCUGAUCCGGGGUCGCGUCAUCAUCGUAAGAGUGAGAAAGAAGAAGAUGCAGAAUUGAUGGCUGAAGAAGAAGCUGAGGUUGAUGAAGAAGACGACCUGAACUUUGUCACUGAAUCUCCAUCCUAUAUCCAGUCAGGUAAAUUGAGAGACUAUCAGAUACAGGGUCUAAACUGGAUGAUCUCCUUACAUGAAAAUAAGAUCUCUGGUAUCCUAGCAGAUGAAAUGGGUCUAGGUAAAACUUUACAGACCAUUUCAUUCCUUGGUUAUUUGAGAUAUGUCAAGAAAAUAGAAGGUCCGUUUCUGGUCAUCGUUCCAAAAUCUACUCUGGACAAUUGGAGAAGAGAGUUUUUCAAGUGGACUCCAAAUGUUAGCACCACGGUUUUACAAGGUACUAAAGAACAAAGACAAGAUAUUUUACAGAAUAUUGUAUUAGAGGCAAGAUUUGAUGUCCUUAUCACGUCCUAUGAAAUGGUUAUCAGGGAGAAAGGUUACCUAAAGCGUCUGGCCUGGGAAUACAUCGUAAUUGAUGAAGCACAUCGUAUCAAGAAUGAGCAAAGUGCGUUGUCACAGAUAAUUAGACUGUUCUAUUCGAAAAAUAGAUUGCUUAUUACCGGUACGCCAUUGCAAAAUAACUUACAUGAACUUUGGGCUUUACUGAACUUCUUGCUGCCGGACGUCUUUGGGGAUUCUGAAGUCUUUGAUGAUUGGUUCCAGCAAAAUAAUAGUGAUCAAGACCAAGAAGUAGUGGUUCAGCAAUUGCAUGCAGUGUUAAACCCAUUCUUAUUAAGAAGAAUAAAAGCUGAUGUCGAAAAAUCAUUGCUGCCGAAGAUUGAGACAAAUGUUUACGUGGGGAUGACGGAUAUGCAAGUUCAAUGGUAUAAAUCUCUUUUGGAAAAGGAUAUUGAUGCCGUUAAUGGUGCUGUUGGAAAAAGAGAAGGUAAAACCAGACUUUUGAAUAUUGUUAUGCAGUUGAGAAAAUGUUGUAAUCAUCCAUAUCUGUUUGAGGGUGCAGAACCUGGACCCCCAUAUACUACAGACGAACAUUUGAUCUUUAACGCAGGUAAAAUGAUUGUCUUGGAUAAAUUGCUAAAAAGGUUGAAAGAGAAGGGCUCGAGAGUUUUAAUUUUCAGUCAAAUGUCUCGUUUGUUGGAUAUUUUAGAGGAUUACUGUUAUUUCAGAAACUAUAAUUAUUGUAGAAUUGAUGGUUCCACAAGUCACGAAGAGAGAAUUGAUGCCAUUGAUGAAUAUAAUAAGCCUAACUCUGAAAAAUUUGUUUUCUUAUUGACUACAAGAGCUGGUGGUUUGGGUAUUAAUCUGGUCACUGCUGAUACAGUUGUGCUAUUUGACUCAGACUGGAAUCCUCAAGCAGAUUUGCAAGCGAUGGACAGAGCACAUAGAAUUGGCCAAAAGAAACAAGUGCACGUUUAUAGAUUUGUUACUGAGAAUGCAAUUGAGGAAAAGGUUUUGGAGAGAGCAGCUCAGAAAUUGAGACUUGACCAGUUGGUUAUUCAACAAGGUUCUGGUAAGAAAACCGCAAAUCUGGGUAAUUCUAAGGAUGAUUUGAUUGAAAUGAUUCAGUAUGGUGCUAAGAAUGUUUUUGAAAAGAAUGGAACCACAAUAAGUGUGGAUGCAGAUAUUGAUGAAAUCUUGAAGAAGGGUGAGGCUAAAACUCAUGAGUUGAAUGCAAGAUAUGAAGCGCUUGGUCUUGAUGAUUUACAAAGAUUUAACGGUAUGGAAAAUCAAUCAGCUUAUGAAUGGAACGGUAAGACGUUCGAAAAGAAGGCCAAGGAUACAGUGACAGAGUGGAUCAAUCCUUCAAGAAGAGAAAGGAGACGUGAGCAGACAACGUAUUCGGUUGAUGACUAUUAUAAGGAUAUAAUUGGUGGAGGAAGUAAAUCUAACAAAGGAACUCCUCAACCGAAGUUACCAAAAGCUCCUAAAGUAACACACGGUCAAGAUUAUCAAUUUUUUCCUAAAGAGUUUUAUGAAUUACAGGAAAAAGAACAACUCUCAUAUAAGAAGAAGAUUAACUUUAAGGUAACAUCGUCUGAUGUGUCAAUCGAAACUGAAGAGGAUGAUGAAGAGGGUGAGAAGCAAUUGACCUCGAAGGAGAAGAAGGCUCUUACUGAUGCUAAAAUCAAGGAAGAGCAAGAAAAGAUUGACAAUGCACCAGAUUUUACAGAUGAGGAUGAACUCGAGAAACAAAGGAUGUUGGAUACAGCGUUUACAAACUGGAAUAGAAGAGAUCUGCUCUCCUUCAUUAGUGCAUGUGCAAAGUUUGGCAGAUCAAAUAUGAACAAAAUUAAAUAUGCGAUUGAUUCCAAAACACCAGAAGAAGUUGAAGAAUAUGCCAAGGUAUUUUGGGAACGUUACACCGAAAUUAAUGGUUACGAGAAAUAUAUCAACUCAAUCGAAAAUGGUGAAAGGAAACUUGCCAAGCUUGAAUUCCAGGAACAGUUAUUGAACGAAAAGCUUGAUCAGUAUAACUACCCAUUUUACGAGUUGAGUAUACAAUACCCUCCGAACAAUGCUAGGAGGACCUAUAAUACAAUGGAGGACAAAUUCAUAUUAAUGACGGUAAGAAAAUACGGUCUGCGGGCGGAAAGGUUAUAUGAAAAAAUAAAACAGGAUAUUAUGGAGAGUGAUUUGUUCAAAUUUGAUUGGUUUAUCAGAACACGUUCCAUACAUGAGCUUUCAAAGAGAGUUACCACAUUAUUAACACUCAUUACAAGAGAGUUUGAUAAUCCUGAUGCUAGGAAGAAACGUUCUCGUCCAGGAACUAAGGAGGAUAUGGACGGUCUCGAUGAAGGAACCGAAAAUCCAGAUCAUAUGGAGAAAAAACCUAAGCUUCCCUCUUCCGCAUAA
Molecule: messenger RNA, 3120 nt
Organism: Nakaseomyces glabratus
Lineage: Eukaryota; Fungi; Ascomycota; Saccharomycetes; Saccharomycetales; Saccharomycetaceae
Gene: ISW2
Product: DNA translocase
Biological process (GO): nucleosome organization; regulation of transcription by RNA polymerase II
Cellular component (GO): nucleus; chromatin
Molecular function (GO): histone binding; ATP binding; nucleosome binding
Source: RefSeq, a predicted model, not a curated record